Molecule: messenger RNA, 1802 nt
Organism: Dermacentor silvarum
Lineage: Eukaryota; Metazoa; Arthropoda; Arachnida; Ixodida; Ixodidae
Product: sulfotransferase 2A8
Exons: 3
Coding region: 265-1209 (314 amino acids)
Biological process (GO): sulfation
Cellular component (GO): cytoplasm
Molecular function (GO): sulfotransferase activity
Source: RefSeq, a predicted model, not a curated record
UAUACACUGAGGAUUUGCGUCUAUAUCCUAUGGCAUUGGUCGCUUUGUGCAAGCGUACAAUAGUAUGCUAGCAAACAGAGCCAUAAAUGUUAGCGUGACGAGCGCAGCAUAGGCAUACGUCGUGUCUCCGGUCACGUUAAAAGUAUAGCCUAGCCCAAACGUCCAUUCGGUCUCUUUUGACAGGCAGCAGAUCUGCAUUCCUGGCUAACAGAAGUUGCAACAUACGCUUUUACUCUGACAGCGGGGACUCUAAUUGCUGGCACGAUGGACGAUGAACUGUACCAGGAAUUCGAAGGACUGCGAAUUUUGGAUCUGUACCACGAGGAAUCGCUCAGCUCGGCGAUAAGAUAUAAUCCUCAAGACGGAGACGUCAUUCUCGUGACGUACCCGAAGAGUGGCUCCAACUGGACGCAGUUCAUCCUUUGGAACAUACUGACACGGGGGAAGCAACCUGAUGACGUCGGUGAAUUCGGCCUGCUAUCUCCGUUCCUUGAAGUGACUGGAGCGGGGGUAGCGGAACACCCAGCGAAGAUUGGCCCCAUAGCCACUCACCUGCCUUACAAUGUCUUGAAACCGGUGGACCACGCAAAGUACGUCUACGUCGCCCGGAAUCCUUAUGACUGCGCCGUCUCUUUGUACCACUUCGUCAAGGGACUCACACCGACGACAUACACGGACGUUUCUUUCGAAAAGUUCCUCUCAUUGUUCCUCACAGGAAAGGCAUUUUAUGGUGACUACUUCGACCACGUUCUACCAUGGUACGAACACAGACACAAGUCCAACAUCCUAUUCAUCACGUACGAACAGCUCAAGGCCGACACAGGAGGAAUGAUUCAAAAGAUCGCGGAUUUCCUUGGUGACGAACACGGCGCCAGCCUGCGCAAUGACGACACUAUCCUUCCAAGAAUAUUGGAUAACUGCAGUAUAGAGAGCAUGAGGGCUUUCUUGACGGACGCAGUAGUAGACAGGCUGAAGAAAAUCGCCAAGGUAGCAUCAGAGAAGCAAUAUAAAUCCUUCAAGUUAUUCGAGAAGCCACAUCAGGCGAACGUACAAAUGCAUGAGGGUGGUGGCUUUGUUCGCAAAGGAAUAGUGGGGGACUGGAAAAAUUACUUUACACCAGAACAGGUGGAACGCACGAAGAUGUGGAUCACGGCAAAGGCUGGAAAAAGUGACUUCAUGUCACUUUGGGAUGACUUGUGCCUGCCAUAAAGAGUUGGCAGUGAGCAGUAUUUCAAGCCUCAGAAUAGUGCUGGUAUGAACGUAUCAUAAUUGAUUACUCGUUAAAUGUUUGGUAAAUCCGAUAGUUAGGCGCUGCCAAAUGCGAAAUAGUAUUGGCAUCGUAUGCAUCAAUUUAAACUUUAGGUGCACGGAUAUAAAAUCUAUGCACAAACAACGCCAGACUCCUUCACUGUGCCCGGAGAAAGAAUGGAUGAUCUGUGUUUCACAGAAGGAAAGGACCUGGGGGUCUGGCCUCUCAGUUCAUCAGCGACAGACGAGUGCCCAACUUCAGACAAACUGCUCAUAAAUGCGCAUAAAUGAUCGGAAUUCGGAGUUUAUCUUUCCCUGUUGCUAUCCUAAAUUCCCCUCUGAACCCGUAGGGCCUCAAACUGGAUUAAAUAAAGUCAACCUCACUGCGUUUCCAUCCUUCCAUCUCUCGCUGUUUGUCUAUGUUUCCUUUUUGCUUUAUGACUUGAACACUGUUAAUAAAAAUCUAAUAUUCCGAAAAUGUUUUCAUUCAUACCCUUCUAAAAUAACACAUUGGCCAUGAAUGAACACUUUGUAAUGAAUAUAAAAUAAUACAA